AUGAAGGGGGGCAGGCAGGUAUCCCGGCAGGGAUGGCAGUGCGCUCCUUUUGCACCAAAUCGUUUCUUGCUCCAGCGAGUGGGUCAGUACCGGGGUCCUGCCCUGGGUGCUCCUCUGAGCCUGCGGUCACGCAGCCCAGUGUCACCGCUGGUCGCUGCCCUGAUGCCAUCUGGGGACAGAGUCAUCAAUCUAGUUGUUGGCGGCUUAACGUCCUUGCUGCUUGUGGUCACACUAAUCAGCGCUUUUGUCUUCCCGCAACUACCUCCAAAACCUGUGAAUGUAUUUUUUGCUUUCUGCAUCUCCUUGUGUUGCAUUUCUGCUGGCAUACUUAUCUACUGGUAUCGACAAGGAGACCUGGAACCUAAAUUUAGGAACCUAAUUUACUAUAUAUUAUUUUCUAUUGUCAUGUUAUGUAUAUGUGCCAACCUGUACUUCCAUGAAGUGGGUAAAUAAUGGACAUUGGGAAUGCCCAGCGAUGAUGCUACUGUGUUGGCCUGCUUUCAGCUCAGCUCUCAGCUCGACUCGAGACAUUUAAGAGAGGACAGUCAGCCUGAGAGGAAAGAAAUGGGUUGUGCAAGGAUAAAUCAGUACAUGAUUUUCAUGUAAAUGUAUAUGUAAUGUCCCUCUUGUUGGGGAGAAUUAUUGCCGUAAGACGUGACAUUCUGCUUUUUUUUGAAGAGCUACUGUUGCACUUAUUGAACAUUCCAGUUGUACUGAUGUUUCAGAAUGGCACAAGCUUUUUCAUUUUGGAAAAAACUGCAUUUUUUUAUUACCGUACAAAUAAACUGCAGCAUUGCAAGGAUCUGUACCGGUAUAAAUAAAUGGCAUCUUAC
Opisthocomus hoazin is the source of this 833-nucleotide messenger RNA. Lineage: Eukaryota; Metazoa; Chordata; Aves; Opisthocomiformes; Opisthocomidae. The record is from RefSeq and is a predicted model, not a curated record.